AUGAUAGAAUACUCAGAAGAGCAAAUUAAAUCCUUGAAUAAUUUGGUCGAAAAAUGGGUAUCGGUUGAUAUAAACCCAAAAUCAAAAAAAGAGAUAAUUGAGCUCCAAAAUGAUGGGGAUUAUGCAAAAUUGGAUGAGAAGCUUUCCAAAAGAAUUGCAUUUGGCACUGCUGGAUUGAGAUCAGCAAUGACUUCAGGUUUUGCGCAUAUGAAUGAUGUUACUAUACUUCAGGCUUCUCAAGGGUUGAUCAAAUAUUUACUUGAGGAAAAUGAAUCAAAUAAGGACUUAUCUAUUGUAGUGGGUUAUGAUCAUAGACAUCAUUCCCAGAGAUUUGCAGAAAUUACGGCCAGUGUAGCAUUAACCCAAGGAUUUAAAGUAUAUUACUUGGGAUCAGUCACCAAUCUAUCUCAAGAAUCAAUUGAACUUUCAGAGACAAAAUUUUUGGGGGGCGGAGAAACUGAUAGAGGAUAUGUGCAUACGCCAUUAGUGCCUUUCGCUAUUGACUACUUCAAAGCGUCAGCAGGAGUUAUGGUAACCGCUUCUCACAAUCCUGCGCAAGACAAUGGUUAUAAAGUCUAUUAUGGGAAUGGUUGCCAAAUAAUACCCCCCAAUGACAUAGGAAUAGCUCAGUGUAUUGAAAGAAAUUUGGAUCCUUGGCUUAAUCAAAAUAUAUGGGAUGUUGUGGGGAAUUUUAAAAAAAAUAAAGACUUGUUAUUCGGAGUAAAAGAGAAGGCAACAGAGAUGUACAUUAAGUCAGUUUAUGAGCUUUUAAUACAAAACAAGAAGUUGAGUUAUGAUUUCACUUAUACUCCCAUGCAUGGUGUUGGAAUGGAAAUUUUCAAUCAAGUCAUUUCUUUAUUUGAUACUAAAUCCGAAAUUAAACCAGUGACAGAGCAAAUGAGUCCAGAUCCAGAAUUUCUGACCGUGAAGUUUCCUAAUCCAGAAGAGAAGGGUGCUUUAGAUCUAUCAAUUAAGAAUGCAAAUGAACUGGAUCAUAAAUUAGUUCUUGCUAACGAUCCAGAUGCGGACAGGUUUAGUGUUGCAAUAAAAACACAUAAGACGAAUGAAUGGGUUCAGUUAACAGGAAAUGAAAUUGGUUUCUUGUUUGCAAUGUAUGUGAUUGAGGAAUUAACCCCAAAAAAUAAGCUUGAUAAUACUUACUUGAUUAAUUCUACGGUAUCAUCACAAAUUUUAGCAUCAAUGGCGCAACACCAUGGAUUUAACUUUAUUGAUACCUUAACCGGAUUCAAAUGGAUAGGUAAUAAGGCUAUCGAUUUGAAGAAAGAAGGAUUCAACGUACCUUUUGGUUACGAGGAGGCUAUUGGCUUUAUGUUUGGUGUAGCUAAUGAUAAGGAUGGUAUUUCUGCACUAGUUAUGUGGCUACAAUUGUAUGAAGCUUGGUUUGCAAACAAAGAGAACUACGAUCCGGUGGACAAAUUGAAUGACGGUUAUAAAAAAUAUGGUUGGUACAAAGAAGCAAAUGGUUACUAUAAGCUUAACGAUUUAUCGAUGACCCAGAAAAUAUUUGAUAGCACUAUUCGUAAAUCAUUUGAAGGUAAGCCUUAUCCAGAGACUCUAGGAGAGUCGUUUUUAGUUGAUUCAUGGAGAGAUUUGACUAUAGGAUAUGACUCGCUGACUUCCAACAAUAAGCCUGUUUUGCCCGUCGAUCCUACUUCACAGAUGAUUACUGCCAUUUUGAAACCAAAAGAUGCAUUUUCAGAUCAUGAGUUAGUGAGAUUUACUUGUCGUGGCUCAGGAACUGAGCCUAAGUUAAAGAUCUACAUUGAAGGAAAAUCUGAUAUUUGUGAAGAUAGGGCAUUAUCUCUUGCUAAGCUUUGUUGGAAUACUUUGAAAGCAGAAUGGUUUAAGCCCGAAGAAAAUGGUUUGCAAGAAGUUAUAUAG
Debaryomyces fabryi is the source of this 1902-nucleotide messenger RNA. Its product is annotated as phosphoribomutase. Gene Ontology annotation, molecular function: magnesium ion binding; phosphopentomutase activity. Gene Ontology annotation, biological process: purine ribonucleoside salvage; carbohydrate metabolic process. The record is from RefSeq and is a predicted model, not a curated record. NCBI's taxonomy places the organism in Eukaryota, Fungi, Ascomycota, Pichiomycetes, Serinales, Debaryomycetaceae. Bases 1 to 1902 code for a protein of 633 amino acids. The transcript has a single exon.